AUGAGCUCGUCGUCUGAUGAUUCCGACUCUGAUUCAUCACGGGACUCGAGCCAGGAGAGCUCGAGGCAAGCUUCGCAACCAGCAUCGCGCCGCCAGUCGCAAGUACCCAGUGCACCGCACAUUAAGUUAGGCGUCAGAAGGGGCGAGGGCAACCCGGAAGAACCCUUCAACGAUGCAUACCGCCUGUUGUUCAACGCCGAAGUGGCCUGCGCAGCUGCACGCUUCGAUACUGAUAGCGAAAGUCAGUUGCAGUACAACAUCAAGUACGUGGGCGCAUCGCGAUGGUCGAUUAGAGAGCAGAAUGUCUUCUACGCUGCUCUUGGCCGAUUAGGAAGGGACCAUGUGGCUGGCAUAGCAGGAGCGGUUGGCACAAAGAGCAUACCAGAGACACGGGAGUUCCUGCUGUUGUUACAAGAUGCCACAGUGCCCGAGGAUGAGCCCCCGCUGACGCUUCGCGACAUACCCGCCGCCUUUGACGUGGGCAGAAAGUGCAAUGAGCAGCUUGACCUCGCUGCUGACACGCUUGCCUGGUACGACGAGACAUGCGAAGCCAACCAGGAAAUAGACAAAUAUGGCGAUUAUUGGCUUAUUACCCCCCAAAUCGCUGAAGACAUUGAAAUCGCCAUCGAUAGCGCCCGAACGCGAGCGUCAACAUCACCACCGGCGAGUGAGCCCGAAUUCUCACGCAAAGGUGGAGGAGCAGUCGGAGGAUCGUGUGCCACGUGCAGGAAACUCAAGAAAAAGUGCGACAGAGAACAACCAUGCGCCAGUUGCAAGCGAAGAAACGACGAAUGCGUGUACCCACAGCCUCCCGAGAAGCCCCAGGAGAAAGCGACCACGACCCCGAUACUCGAAGCUGUACCAGAAGCCACUCUGUUACAGCCCCGGACCAUGCUCAAGCUCUCAAAGACGCUCUUCAUGAACCGCUCACCCACCAUACCCUCGCCUUGGGCACACUGGUCCGAAUAUACGUCCGAUUUGGCUCAAGAGCCUGCAAUGUACCGCAGCGCAUUGAACAGCUUCCACACCCUCGUCGUCUCUGUUACCAAACGCCUAGUCCAGACGGCCAUCUUCCAAGCCAACUCGCGUCUUCGGUCGCGUCGCCAGCGAGUUGACAAGAUCAAUACGCCCUUGCUAAAGAAGAGGGAUGUGUUGGCUGCUAUCGAUGUAUUGGGCAUGAAAAGAAACGGCCACGAGAGAUGGAGAGGGGUAGCUAGGCGCUGUGGGCUUCGUGUCGAUUGCGGCAAAUGGUCUCAUUACAAACCCCACGGAACUUCACGAGAGGUGCCCUGGGAUGAAGUGGAAAGAAUCUUGGCCCCGACUGACCCGUUGACCGACUCAUCAGGAAUAACAGAUACCGACUCUGAUGAAUUGUCCAAGCCAAGAGCUACGCGAACGGCGACUCGACUCCGCAUAGAAAAGCUUGCCCUAUCAGACCCUAGUCUCAAACCCUCCGUCGUUGAACCUCCACCUCCUACUCCUGCCAAACCCAAGAAGGUGCCCAGGCCUCAAACAAUGAGCUUGCAGCAGUUUGACCGAAACGCAAGCCAUCAGGAAGAGCGUGCCCUUUGUGCCAUGCUCGACUUUGAGCCAAUUUCGCAUGACGAAGAGAGUGACGUGGAUAGUGAUGGCAGCAUAGAGGAAGAUGAAGAAGAGGUUGAAACGCAUCUCGACAGCGACGACUGGCGGUCAUCGACAGAGUACCGUGCAGAAUGGGACGAGUUUGACACCCCAGUCAGCCCGGCACAGUUCCUUGCAAAUCAGAAGCCUGCCGCUCUACCACCCCUUCUGCAAUCCGAUGUUACAGACAGCGGCAACAACACCACUGAUGCGCCAACACGAGCAAAGAGUAAGCCAAACAAGCGGAAGUCAAAGCAAACUAUCGAGUUGAAAACCCUUGAUGGCGCUACAGAACAUUUGGGAUCCAGGAUCGAAAGCAGUGGGACAGAAUCCGAAGUACCUACACAGUCUAUCGAGACGAGGAACAUGCAGCCACGUGAUUUGCAUGCGCAGAGUAGCCAGGUUCAAGACGAUCUUCCAGACACACCGCGGGCCUCAUCUGAAGAGAGUUUCAGUGAUAUGGACAUGGAUGUGCCCGCACCGUCUAUCGAGACGAGCGGGCCGAGAGCGCCCUUUGUGGAUUCAGAUGAUGAGGGAGAGAUGGAUUGGAGUGCAUACAUCGAAUGA
Messenger RNA from Pyrenophora tritici-repentis Pt-1C-BFP, 2187 nucleotides. Its product is annotated as Zn-clus domain containing protein. Gene Ontology annotation, biological process: transcription initiation at RNA polymerase I promoter; nucleolar large rRNA transcription by RNA polymerase I; regulation of DNA-templated transcription. The record is from RefSeq and is a predicted model, not a curated record. Gene Ontology annotation, cellular component: RNA polymerase I upstream activating factor complex. Lineage: Eukaryota; Fungi; Ascomycota; Dothideomycetes; Pleosporales; Pleosporaceae. Gene Ontology annotation, molecular function: DNA-binding transcription factor activity, RNA polymerase II-specific; rDNA binding; RNA polymerase I general transcription initiation factor activity.